AAAUUUUCUAUAGCAAUGGCGCUUGAAGCUCUUAAUUCACCAAGAUUGGUCGAGGAUCCCUUAAGAUUCAAUGGCGUUGAGCAGUGGACCAAAUGUAAGAAACGAUCCAAACGUUCGAGAUCUGAUCUUCAUCAUAACCACCGUCUCACUGAGGAAGAGUAUCUAGCUUUCUGUCUCAUGCUUCUUGCUCGGGAUGGCGGCGAUCUUGACUCUGUGACGGUUGCGGAGAAGCCGAGUUAUAAGUGUGGCGUUUGUUACAAGACGUUUUCGUCUUACCAAGCUCUCGGCGGUCAUAAAGCGAGCCACCGGAGCUUAUACGGUGGUGGAGAGAAUGAUAAAUCGACACCAUCCACCGCCGUGAAAUCUCACGUUUGUUCGGUUUGCGGGAAAUCUUUCGCCACCGGUCAAGCUCUCGGCGGCCACAAGCGGUGCCACUACGAUGGUGGCGUUUCGAACUCGGAAGGUGUGGGGUCUACUAGCCACGUCAGCAGUAGUAGCCACCGUGGAUUUGACCUUAAUAUUAUACCGGUGCAGGGAUUUUCGCCGGACGACGAAGUGAUGAGUCCGAUGGCGACUAAGAAGCCUCGCCUGAAGUAAGUCUUUGUUGAAGACCUGGAAGUUUAUCAAAUGUAAAUAUCAAAUUUCAAUUUCAAGGAACAGUUUUGUUGAUUCUAUUACCAAUACACAAUACGAUUCAAUUCC
Messenger RNA from Arabidopsis thaliana (thale cress), 702 nucleotides. RefSeq names its product zinc-finger protein 3 (gene ZF3). The record is from RefSeq and is marked reviewed. The transcript has a single exon. Gene Ontology annotation, molecular function: DNA-binding transcription factor activity; sequence-specific DNA binding. Gene Ontology annotation, cellular component: nucleus. NCBI's taxonomy places the organism in Eukaryota, Viridiplantae, Streptophyta, Magnoliopsida, Brassicales, Brassicaceae. The coding region runs from base 16 to 597 and encodes 193 amino acids.